AUGCACCUGGGCAUCGAUUUUCACAAGCUCCAGCUGACGCGCGGGUCUUCGUACAUAGACUUACCUGCCUGGAUUUUACGGGAAAAGGCUGUGAUUAACCCUAGGAAUGAGGAUGAGGAGUGUUUCAAGUGGGCUUUGAUAGCGGCAAUGCAUCACGGGGAGAUUGCAAAUAAUCCGCAACGUAUAAGCAAUCUGCGACCCUUUGUAGAUCAAUAUAACUGGGAGGGAUUCGAGUUUACAGUAGCCCUCAACAAGAUCGGUAAGUUUGAAGAGCAGAACCCUGAGUGUGCGGUUAACAUGCUCUUCGUCUCGGAUAAGACUAUCUAUAUCGGACACAGGUCUGAGUAUAAUAUCAAGCGUGAUAAGCAGGCUAACUUGCUGAUGAUUACCGAUGGUGAGAGCAAGUACUACACAGCGGUGAAAUCAGAAAGCGCAAGAGAAAGUCACUACGACUAUUGCACGAGUCAUGGGGAGGUGAACAUGAAGAUGCCUACCGAGAAUGAAAAAUGGUUGCAAUACCAGGAUGAUCAACCAGAGCAACCGAAGGCCAAGAAGGGUGGGGAUCCAUACACGGAGAAGCUUGCACAUCACGUACCAUGUGCCUGGUGCUUAUAUAGUACGUUUGCAUAUGGGGAUGUACCUGAUCCACUGAGGCUUUACAGCGGAAAGAACUGCGUGGAGAAGCUUGUGGACAUAUUGGAGAAGGAGAUAAGAAGAUUGUACUCGCUCUAUCCACAGCAGCCCAUGACAGAGCUGACGGAUGUGUUGAAGAGAGGGCACGAAGCGGCAGAAAGCUGUCACAUAUGCCUGAAACCAUUUGGUAACCCCGAGAACCGUAAAGUCAGAGACCACUGCCACUAUAUGGAAUUGUAUCGAAGUGCUGCACACGAUCUUUGCAACUUGAGGUACUGGAUCCCGAGCUUUGUGCCGGUAGCCUUUCACAAUUUAAGCGGGUAUGACGCGCACUUGUUCAUCAGAGAAUUCGGGCGUAAAUUAAACAAAGAUAAUGUCAGUGUUAUUGCUGGGAACAAGGAGAAGCACAUCUCUUUCAGUGUAUCAAUCCCGGUCACGCUGGCAGGUCUGACUGAUAGGAAUGGAAAGCCUGUGGAGAAAAUGGUGGAACUCCGGUUUAUCGACAGCUACCGCUUCAUGGGAUAUAGCCUGGAUGCCUUAGCAUGUAGUUUAACAGAUAAGCAAUGCAAACAUCUAAGACGCAGCGUUGAAGACAAUGAUGAGCUAUUCAAACUCAUGCGGCGGAAGGGUGUGUACCCAUAUGAGUACGUUGAUAGCUGGGGGAGAUUCAAAGAGCGGAUCGUAGCCCCAAAAAAAGCAUUCUACAGUAAGUUGAAUAUGAAGGGCAUUAGCGAUGAGGAUUAUGAGCAUGCACAAAAGGUAUGCAAUUGGAUGUGUGACUCUUGGUGA
This is a messenger RNA of Hydractinia symbiolongicarpus, 1422 nucleotides long. RefSeq lists its product as uncharacterized. Lineage: Eukaryota; Metazoa; Cnidaria; Hydrozoa; Anthoathecata; Hydractiniidae. The coding region runs from base 1 to 1422 and encodes 473 amino acids. The transcript is spliced from 2 exons. Gene Ontology annotation, molecular function: nucleic acid binding. The record is from RefSeq and is a predicted model, not a curated record.